AUGUUGCCGACUGGUGAAGAUGCUGAAAACAUGGAACAAUCCACAAUGACAUAUGUGUUUAACCUAUUUGGGAAAGGUGUUACACAAAUGUUACAAACUUCUGUUCAACAACAAACGUAUAUCGAUGAAUUAAGAUCUCAAGUCCGUUCUCUUCAGACUCAAGUCUCAAAUCUUACAGCAUCGAUUGAUGAGAUUGAAAACAGAAUCUUUGUUAGACUUCAAAGUAUGCAACCAACUAUUUACACAAGAGAAGGAAUUCCAUUCGAUGAUGCACUCGAUGCAAUUAAUGCAAAGUUACAAUCACAGAGUGAAAAGCUCAUAACAAGUGCAGAAACAUUGUCAAAAUUCGAUAGUGAGAUACAAAAUAAAGUUGAUAGAGAAGAUUUUGCAGCAUCUACACAAGAAAACGCCAGAUUAACUGAAGCGUUUCAAGAACUCUCAAAUGGAAUGGAAUCACUUCAAAAAGAGCUUCAAAGACAACGCCAAGAAAAUCAAGAUAAUAACGAGCGAAAUAUUCAAUCAAUUAAGUUACAAAUUCAACAAAAUGCACUUCAUAAGACACUUAACGAUGGUCCAGACGAUUCAGAAGACAAAUACGUUACUCGCGAUGAAUUAAAAGAUAUUCUCGCGAAAAUCAAAGUCAUGGGACCAAGUGGAGGGUCCGGUGAGGAUGACACAUCCGCAAUUGUUGAAUAUGCCUUAUCAGGAGAAGGCGCAACCGAAGAAAAAGUUAAAAAUGCUUUUGAAAUGCUUCAAAAGAAGCAACAAGACCUCGACAGCAACUACAAAGCACAGAAAGGCCGCAUAGCAGAAGAAUACAACCGUCUCAUGAAGAUUGCAGAAGUAAAUCAAGGCGAAGAAGAAGAUGGAGAUUAUGAUUACGACUGGGAAGACGAUGAAGGCUGGGCAUCAGAUGGAGGUGAAUAUUCUGAUGAUGCCGAGCAAUUCGAGCUCCGUUCUGUAGCUGUAGACUUCAAUGAAGGCAUCACUUUUGAAGAAACGGAAACAAGAAGUUAUGAAUCGUGUGAAGGCCUCAGAAGUGUCGGCUUACAAGCAGAUGUCGACAAAUUCCUUGAGCAGCAGAGCCGUAAGACAGCAGAUGAGUCCGCAGAAGGUGAAGCAGAAGACGAAUUCGAAGAUAUCGUAACAGAAGUCGAAAAAGAAGUUUUAAGCAACAGAAUGGCCAAAUCCGCGAGAUCCAAAGAACAGAAGAGUACUCAUUCCAGCAGUCGUCGCGACAAGAGCCAGGAGAACUUGCAGGAAGAAGGCGAAGAAAGCUCAAAGAAGAAAUCACAAAGAAAGAAAGUAAAGAAGCCAAAGAACGGAAAUGGAAUGAAACAACUCAUCGACCAAAUGAAGGAUAAACAACAAGCAGUUGCAGUAACAAAAGGACCAGCAGCAAGAGUCGAUGAAGGAAAGAUAACACAGAAGAUAUUGGACACUGUCAUGCCGCGUGUCGAGAAUUUACUUAUUGACGCGUUUUCAGGCGGAAAAGGCGGUGGAAUCAAAUUGGAAAGAAACGAAGCAAAGCAGUUGAUACAGCAAUUAACAGCAUUAGAGAAUAUUAAGACAGAAUUGAAGCAACAAAGAGUUAAAUUAACUAUGAAAGCUGAUAAAGGAAAAGUUGAAGAAGACAUGAGAAUAAGAGUGACAAGAGAUGAAUUCUUCGGAUUCUUGAACCAGAUAUUCCCUGAGAAUGCAAGAGUUCAAGAAUUAUGCCACACAAAACCAUCUGCGACUGGUGUUUUGCCGCCUCUUAAGAAACAAAGAGAUGCUGUGGAUGCUGUUCCUCAAGUUCCUCCUGACGCAAAACCAAAGCCGAAACAGGCUAAAGGACCUUUGACGUUAGUAAUGAACAGGAACUCAAAGAUGCUCAAAGCAAACCAAGGACUCUUGAAGGGUGUGGAUGGACAUUACUACAUGAGAGACACAAGUCAAGAUGGUUCUCAGCCACCAGAAAAAUCAAAAUCUGCAAUGUCUUCACAGGAAAAUUCACUGGCACAAUCAUAUGAUUUCCAGAGAUAUAUGCCUGUUGGUGGUUCUAAGCCUAAUGAACAACCACCUCAGGCUUUGAAUAUGAUUAGAGAAAAGACACCUGUUGACCAAUCAAAUUAA
Messenger RNA from Trichomonas vaginalis G3, 2115 nucleotides. RefSeq lists its product as uncharacterized. The record is from RefSeq and is a predicted model, not a curated record. The transcript has a single exon. The coding region runs from base 1 to 2115 and encodes 704 amino acids. Lineage: Eukaryota; Parabasalia; Trichomonadida; Trichomonadidae.